Molecule: messenger RNA, 1592 nt
Organism: Pocillopora damicornis (cauliflower coral)
Lineage: Eukaryota; Metazoa; Cnidaria; Anthozoa; Scleractinia; Pocilloporidae
Biological process (GO): cell communication
Cellular component (GO): membrane
Molecular function (GO): scavenger receptor activity
Source: RefSeq, a predicted model, not a curated record
AUCUCUAUAGUCACCGGAGCUAAUAUACUGAAUACGAAUAGUCACAAAGCUGAACUAAGUGAUUGUAUUAUUUCUCAGGGAUCUAUUACCGUUGGGGUGGAAGUCUGGGAUAAGGACAAAUUUACCAGCAAUGAUUACGUUGGCUGCCCGUCCAUAACGCUGUGGUCUGUCACUCCGGGGUUGUAUUUGGAUCCCUUAAGAAGAAGCUUGACGCUAAAGAGCAGAUACGUCACCAUGAAGCUCGACUUGGAGUUGUACUGCGACAAAGACUACUAUGGUCCCAGUUGUAGCGUGAAUUGUGUCCCGCGGGAUGACUCGAGUGGACAUUACACCUGCGAUAACCUAGGAAACAAGAUUUGUCUUCAACAUUGGGAAGGGCCGUCUUGUAAAAGAUGCGAGAGAAAUUGGUUUGGUCCUCGCUGUUCUGCAAACUGUGUUCCUCAGGAUAAUGAUUUUCAAGGACAUUACAAAUGCAGGCCGUUGGAUGGUAAGAAAGAGUGCCUACCAUCGUGGUUUGGUUCUGACUGUCGCACACAAUGCAUCCCUCGUGAUGACGACGGCGGACAUUACAGUUGUGCACAAGACGGAAGUAAAACGUGUCUGCCUGGGUGGUAUGGCGAGAACUGCACAGUGUUCUGUGUUCCUCAAAAUGAUGAGAAACUCGGAAAUUACACUUGUGACGAUGAAGGCAAUAUGGUGUGCUUGGACGGUGUCAGUCGCCUCGACUCUAACUGCUCUUGGACUUGUUUGGUCAAUGAAGCCCCAGAAACCUACAACUGUACAGAAAAAGGCUACAAAAUCUGCCAUCCUUCGUGGUUUGGGUCCGACUGUGCCACUUACUGCGAGCCCCACAACGAUGAAAAGAACGGGUAUUACACUUGCAACGUGCGUGACGGAAGUAAAGUGUGCUUGGACGGCUGGGAAGGACGUGACUGCCGUGAAAGAAGCGUGAAAUCAUUAUUUACAAUUGAGUAACGAUGGGCUUUAGUGUGACUGUAUGUCACCCGUUAGUACAUCUUCAAUGGCGCUGCGACACUUUAUAAACAAGACCUAGAUGGACGAAUGUUUACGGUUCCUUCGACAGAAAAUAGUCAGUAAUCACUGAAUGAUUAUAGAAAAUAGGACUAAAUGGACACAUCGAGCUCCGCUUUUCAUUUUUUAUGACUUGAACAAUUUUUUUAUAAGUAAUAGCUCCUGCCAAGUACUGCAAACCAAGUAAAAAUUAAAAUUCGCUUUUUAUGAUGAAAGUAUUUGAAGCUGUCUUGUACAUUACCAUCAACGUCUAAUUUAAUAUGCAUCACCGCAACAGACUGGACUUGGGGUGACCAAAAGGGGAAAUGUUUUGGUUUCGAAAUUCAAUGUUAUGGUUUCUUGCCUUUUGAACCAUGUUAUUUGACCAUCCCAUAAUUUUCUUUUAAGUCAUUCAUUUCUAGGUACUGUCUAUACAACACAACGAAACUCCUUCAAAUCAAAUCGACAAUUAUGAAUUAUCAUUAAUAGCAGAUACAUGCGCUUUUAUUUUCAUUUCAAGAAAGAUUUAAUGGCAUGGUACAAAUGCUUCGUUAUCUUUAAAUACAGCUGCUUUUAACUUU